Molecule: messenger RNA, 968 nt
Organism: Pyrgilauda ruficollis (rufous-necked snowfinch)
Lineage: Eukaryota; Metazoa; Chordata; Aves; Passeriformes; Passeridae
Gene: LIN28A
Product: lin-28 homolog A
Exons: 4
Coding region: 107-715 (202 amino acids)
Molecular function (GO): zinc ion binding; nucleic acid binding
Source: RefSeq, a predicted model, not a curated record
UUUUUUUUUUUUUUUUUGGCUGGCCUGAUACCCUCAAAGCUGGCCGAGGAGGAGGAGGGAGGAGGCGGUAACAGCCACAACUCGGAAUUUGCAAGCGAGUGUCGGGAUGGGGUCUGUUUCCAACCAGCAGUUUGCAGGUGCGAAGCCGGGCGAGGAGCCGGCCGGAGACUCGCCCAAGGCCGAGAACGAGUCCCAGCCCCUGCACGGCUCCGGCAUCUGUAAGUGGUUCAACGUCCGCAUGGGCUUCGGCUUCCUCUCCAUGACCGCCAAGGGCGGCGCCACCCUGGACUCCCCCGUGGAUGUCUUCGUGCACCAGAGCAAGCUCCACAUGGAGGGUUUCCGCAGCCUGAAGGAGGGCGAAGCCGUCGAGUUCACCUUCAAGAAAUCAUCCAAAGGUUUGGAGUCCAUCCGGGUGACCGGCCCCGGGGGCGUCUUCUGCAUCGGCAGCGAGAGGAGGCCCAAAGGGAAGAGCCUCCAGAAGCGCAGGUCAAAAGGAGACCGGUGCUACAACUGCGGCGGGCUGGACCACCACGCCAAGGAGUGCAAGCUGCCACCGCAGCCCAAGAAGUGCCACUUCUGCCAGAGCAUCAGCCACAUGGUCGCCAACUGCCCCGCCAAAGCACAGCAGUCGCCCAGCUCGCAGGGAAAGCCCGCCUACUUCCGAGAGGAGGAGGACAUGCACAGCCCGGCCCUCCUCCCCGAGAGCCGGGAAUGAUGCUGGGUGGCGGGGAGAGGGGGCUUCCACCGGGGUGAGAAGGCUUUGGCAAGGCAAGGGGCAGGGCAGGGGCUGGGGAGGGCAGGUGGCAGUGCUGGCAGCGGGGACCUGGUGUCCCUGCACAGACCUUUCCCCCGCGCCCAGGCUGGGAAAAGCCCUGUUGGCAUCAGGAUGUUCCAAACCAGGGGAAGGCAGCACCCAACACGCUUCUUCCCGCUGAAAACCCCGAACAUACUUGAUUAAUCUUUAUUCU